This is a messenger RNA of Nomia melanderi (Alkali bee), 959 nucleotides long. RefSeq names its product bicaudal (gene bic). NCBI's taxonomy places the organism in Eukaryota, Metazoa, Arthropoda, Insecta, Hymenoptera, Halictidae. The record is from RefSeq and is a predicted model, not a curated record.
UGACGUAAAGAGCUAGAGAAGCGUACACUUCCAUUUUCUCGACCCUCUCGGCGAACAGAGAGCACGUGUUUGCUCGCCGGUCGUGUUCAAUUCAUUUUAUCGUAUAAAACUUUGCGUCAGAUUUGUAAUCUGCUUGAGCGUGGUGGCUAAGGAUCUCUGAAGCUUCUGAUCUCCGUAAAGACAGGUUAACAUGAAUCCUGAAAAGUUGAAGAAGCUUCAAGCUCAAGUACGAAUCGGCGGUAAGGGAACACCCCGACGCAAGAAGAAGGUUGUGCAUGCUACCAAUGCUACAGACGAUAAGAAAUUGCAAAGUUGUUUGAAAAAACUGUCUGUAAACACAGUUCCUGGUAUCGAGGAAGUUAAUAUGAUUAAAGAUGAUGGCACUGUCAUCCAUUUCAAUAAUCCAAAAGCUCAAGCUAGUUUGUCUGCUAACACAUUCGCUAUCACUGGACAUGGCGACAACAAACAGAUAACUGACAUGUUACCAGGUAUAAUCAGUCAGUUGGGACCUGAGGGUGUAACACAAUUGAAACGACUAGCAAGUACAGUGUCUGGGAGUACGGUUGGUAAAGCAACAUUGGAAGAAGAUGACGAGGUGCCUGAUUUGGUGGAGAAUUUCGACGAAGCCAGUAAAGAGGAGGUUGCUACAAAAAAGGAAGCCGAUGAAAGUGAUAAAGCGGCUGGUGAUAAAAAGGAAUCUGUUACGAAUGAUGAAAAGAAAGAAGCUCCCCUAGCUACACCUGAAGCUUAAAGCAUUCAGUGUAGAGAUGUUUCAUACAACUAACAGUUGUAAUUGACAAGUUGAGAAAUACAAGUUGCAAAAGCAAUGCGUAAACAAAGUAUCACCACUAUACAUACGUUAUAAAUAUUUGUCAUACCCUAUGAUAAUGCUAUAUGAGUAACAGUUAUCAAGAAAAUAAAAACAGCUGUUACAGAAAUCAAAAGUUUCUAUGAACGAU